AUGCGGCAAGAUAAGGAAAGGUAUGAGUUUAUGAUGGAGGAUAGAAAACCAAUUUAUGAACGAGUUGGGCAAAUGCAAUUGGAGAGGUACGAAAAGGAAAAAUUAAGAAAGCAACAACAACACGAGGAAGAGAGAAAAAAACUGAGAAGUGCUCCGGCCAUAAGCAGAGAAUCACAAAGAAUUGUUGCUGCUAUGAAAAAUAGGGUUCCAAUCACUGAUAGAGUAAAUAGUAUUGAUGAUCAAACAUUAAUGGAAAAGGAGAAGGCAAAAAGAAGAUUUAUGGAAGUUAAAAAGGAGGAGCUUGAAGAUUGUACAUUCCAACCACAAGUUAAUCCAGUCUCUAAGAAGAUUGUACAAUCAAAAACAAAGCAACAAUCAUUCUUUGAAAGGCAAAAGAUGUAUGAAGCAAGAGAAAAGAUGAAACAGGAAUACAUGUCAAAAACAGAGCAAGCUCAAUAUAAUUUCAAACCAUCUAUUUCAAAAACAUCGAAUGAUAUUUGUAAGAAGAAUCUAAAUAGAGCAGGUACAAUGGAAGAUAUUUAUGAUAGGCUCACUAACAGAGACAAGAAGAGAAUGGAUCACAUCAAAACAGAGAUUGCAGAACAAUACUAUUCUAAAUUUUCAUUUCAUCCAACGAUUAAUCAAGUUUCAAAUGUAAUAGCUGCUCCAACCGACUUGGAAGAGCUUGUCAAUAAUUCCAAAAGUAAGAGAAUCAAAGAAGAACUCACUCUUAAAGUUAUGGAAAAAGAAAACUAUAGUUUCCAACCAACCCUAGUAUCACAAAAUGAUAAAUAUCUUCAAGACAGAAAACCUUAUGCAGUAAUCAACGAGCAAGAAAAAUUCUUGAAACAAAAAGAAAUUAAGAGAGCUAAGGCACUUAUAGAAUUAGAGUGUGAACAACUCCAAGAAUGUACAUUCCAACCAACAAUUAAUGAAGGAAAGCCUUCACUAGAAGCAGAUACCCCUAUAGUAAUUAAGGGUCUAGGUAGACAUAUUGAAAGAAGAGAACGAGCCAAGAGAAUUGAAGAAGAAAGGCGAGAAAGAAACGAAGAAGUAUUCAGACCUAAAGUAUAUUCUAAGAAAGUGGGAGGAGCCACAAUUAUGGAACCAUUUUCAUUUAACUACAACUAGAUUUAAUCACAAUUCUUUUACUAAAUUUGUAAUUUAUUAAAAGUUAGUGCCUUUAAAAA
Molecule: messenger RNA, 1190 nt
Organism: Naegleria gruberi
Lineage: Eukaryota; Heterolobosea; Eutetramitea; Acrasida; Naegleriidae
Exons: 1
Coding region: 1-1131 (376 amino acids)
Source: RefSeq, a predicted model, not a curated record